UAUUUUGACUAUGUGUUGCCGCUAAUGAUUCUAAUCACCGUGCUGGACCCAUAGCAGUUGCUUUGCUUCUGCUUCUGCUGCUGCUUUUUUUUUUACACAAGCAGAUUUUGCAAUGUCUUCCUAUCUACUCGGUCUCUGGGAUUAGAGAGUCAGACGCAUGGCUCGCCGGCUCCGCUUGCAUUUUGCGUCGAGAAGGAGCAACACUGACCCUUUGUCAGAGAGCUGUAGUGGUCAUGACGAGGAGAGCGGUCUGGGAGCUUUUCCCCGCAGUCCUUCUGAGAGUCUGGCGCACAGCUCGGUCCACAUGAAGGUGACUCCAGGGCAGCUGGCCCUGGCUUUGCCUCCACUGUCACCGGAGUACAGUAAUUUACAGCGCUACUCGUCCGUAUUUAUACCCAAGGUUAACGGCUCGACGAACAAGAAGAGCAUUCUACAGAUCUCCCUGCAGCCCAGCCGGUUGGGUGGAGAGUUGGAGGGGAGUGCAGGCGAUGAUGGGGAGAAGGCUGACUGCGAGGGUGGCGUGGGGAGUAACUCAGACGGGGGGUCGUGUAGCAGUAGCACGAUCAGCGACGCUGGCUACUGCAGUAGCAGCAGCAUAUUUGAACCUGAUCUGCCUGAGAGGAAGGCGGUGACGGGCACUGGGGCACAAGCCAGUGAACGGAGUGCACCCCGGCGGAAGACCCGGGUGCCCCUGCGGCGUUGCUCCUCGCUGGUGAUCUUCCCACGGAGCCCCUGUAACACGCCGCCAGCCUCCCCCGUCAGCCCGGUAGCCCUGCCCGUGGUGCCCCCAGCACGAGGCUCCUACCAAACCUCUCACCAACUCCAGCUGUCUUCCAGCGACAUCGCACAAGAUGACCCGCAAGCGACCUCCAAAGGAUCUGUCGCCACGGCACUCAGCGGCCUGAGGCUGUCCAAGAGCAGCUGUGCGUCAGCUGAGCUCAGAGACGCUAGGCCCAUUGUACAUUUCAGCAUCCCUCAGCUGGAGAGGCCAGAAGAACGGAAUGACUGCGGCAAGACGGAGGAUAAAUCCACACACAUGGAGCGGACAGAGAGGCACUCUAGUGUACUUCUGCACUUUGCCAACCAGUGGGCAGCACCUUUGACAAAAGAGAAUCCAAUCGAGGCAAUGGUGAAUGUUGAUUCAGGCAACACCCAUUAUGAGGCUUUGAAGCCCAUUGAUAAACCUGAGUCCGGGACCGUGAAACUUUAUCGAAGUACUUCUGCUUGCUUGUUGCCAACAUCCAAACUAGCAGAGAAGACAAAUAAUGUGUGGGUAAAUACUGGUGAAAUAAUUGAAGAAAAGGGAGGGCAUCAUGCGUUUCAGCGGAGCAUUUCUCUGGAAGUGCCCUUGGUACACAGAGGGAUUUCAUGCCAUUUUUCCAAACCAGCGUACAGUAGCCUCAAGAACGGCUCUCCCCAGGUUCACAUACAUGUGUCCCAUGGAACAAGGGUAGGAAACACUGGAUCCUCAAUGGAUAUGAAAUCUAAUGAAAAAAGGGAUCACUCUCAGACCAACGCUGGAGGAAACACAUUAACUCGAGAUGACUUUCUGGGCCAGGUGGAUGUGCCUCUGCACCAAAUACCAACAGAAAAUCCUAACACAGAGAGACCAUACACAUUCAAGGAUUUUCUCCUUCAUCCAAGAAGCCACAAAUCCAGAGUCAAGGGCCAUCUACGUCUCAAGAUGACAUAUCUGCCCAAGAACAGCGGCUCUGAGGAGGACACCAGCGAACAGAAUGAAGACCUGGAUCCAGGCUGGGAGUUUCUGGAGGGUCAAGAUAUGUCCGGGCCUCGGCACAACCACCAGCUGCCUGCUCUGCCCCCUGGCUGGGAGGAGCGGCAGGACAACCUGGGCAGGACCUACUAUGUCAACCACGAGACCAGGACCACACAGUGGCAAAGACCCAUCUUGCAGGAUAGCCAGGUGGAGGCAGAGCAGCGUCAGCACAGUCACCUGGAAGCCCAGCGGGCCUUCAUCACCCGCCGGCAGAUUUCGGAGCACGAGGAGAUGUCAGGCGAGCGGCGCGAGUCUCCCGAGAGCUGGGAGAUCAUCGCUGAGGACGAGAACGCCCUGUUUAGUGCCAGCCCCAGCGCCGGCCCCAGCGCAGGUCUCGGUUCCAGUGAACGCUCGCCUCCCUCGCCCCAUUCCCCCCGCUCCCCCUGCUCCCCGCGCUGCCCCAUGGAGUACCACUCCUUCUGUGACGAGCUGAGCCGCCUGAGCACCAGCGCUGCCGCCACACCCACCGACAGACGCACCUCCCUCACGCCACAGGGCCGCUCAAGCCGCAGAGGAAGUGGGCAGACCCUGACGGCAGAAGAACAUCCUGUUCACCCAGUGUUGCUGCCCACAUCUGUGGGCCUUCCCCCAGGGUGGGAGGAGAAGCGGGACUCUAAGGGUCGGGUUUACUACGUCAACCACAACAACAGAACCACUGCAUGGACGCGACCACUCAUUCAGCAGACGACUUCAGAGGCGGCCCAGGCAGCUUUGGCUCAGGCUGGUGUGUCUCAGGCUGGUCUGUCCCCAGCAGCUUUGUCUCAAGCUGGUGUCCCCCCGGCAGCUUUGUCUCAGGCCAGUGCGUCCCCGGUGGCUAUGUCCCCGGCUGCUGCGGCUAUGUCCCUGCCGUCUGGGCACCAGGCGUCCGUGCGCUCUCCUGAGGCAUCUCCGCUGAACUCCCCCGGCCCACAGCAGGCCUACGAGUCCGGCUUCUUGCCCAACGGCUGGGAGGUGCGCAGUGCCCCCAACGGAAGGCCCUUCUUCAUCGACCACAACACAAAGACCACCACAUGGGAAGACCCUCGGCUGAAAAUCCCUGUGCACAUGAGGAAACAGCCCUCACUUGAUCCUGGUGACCUGGGACCAUUACCACCUGGCUGGGAGGAGCGAGUCCACAGCGACGGGCGGAUAUUCUACAUAGAUCACAACACUAAGACCACCCAAUGGGAAGAUCCCAGACUACAGAACUCGGCCAUUACAGGACCAGCAGUGCCUUACUCCAGAGAUUAUAAGCAGAAGUAUGACUAUUUCCGGAAAAAGUUGAAGAAACCGGUGGACGUCCCCAACCGCUUUGAGAUGAAGCUGCGCAGGAACGCCGUGCUGGAGGACUCCUACCGGCGCAUCCUGUCCGUCAAGCGGCCCGACGUGCUCAAGGCUCGCCUCUGGGUCGAGUUUGAGGGAGAGAAAGGCCUCGACUACGGCGGGGUGGCCAGGGAGUGGUUCUUCCUGAUCUCCAAGGAAAUGUUCAACCCCUAUUAUGGGCUGUUUGAGUACUCUGCCACGGAUAACUACACACUGCAGAUUAACCCCAACUCUGGCUUGUGUAAUGAGGACCACCUGUCCUACUUCAAGUUCAUUGGCCGUGUGGCUGGCAUGGCUGUCUACCAUGGCAAGCUGUUGGAUGCCUUCUUCAUCCGCCCUUUCUACAAGAUGAUGUUGCAGAAGUCCAUCACACUGCAGGACAUGGAGUCUGUGGAUAGUGAGUACUUUAACUCGUUGAAGUGGAUUCUGGAAAACGACCCCACAGACCUGGACCUGAGGUUUACUAUUGAUGAGGAGCUCUUUGGCCAGACUCACCAGCAUGAGUUGACUCCGGGAGGUGCAGACAUCAUAGUCACUGACCGCAACAAGAAGGAAUACAUACAUCUGGUGAUGCAGUGGAGGUUUGUCAACCGCAUCCAGAAGCAGAUGACUGCUUUCAAAGAGGGCUUUUAUGAACUCAUACCACAGGACCUGAUCAAGAUAUUUGAUGAAAAUGAGUUGGAGCUGCUAAUGUGUGGUCUGGGAGAUGUGGACGUGAACGACUGGAGAGAGAACACCAAGUACAAGAAUGGUUACAACCCCAACCACCCCGUCAUCCUUUGGUUCUGGAAGGCGGUGCUCCUGAUGGACGCAGAGAAGCGCAUCCGUCUGCUGCAGUUUGUGACGGGCACGUCGAGAGUGCCCAUGAAUGGCUUUGCCGAGCUCUAUGGCUCCAAUGGCCCACAGUUGUUCACCAUUGAACAGUGGGGCACACGAGACAAACUCCCCAGAGCUCACACAUGCUUCAACCGGUUGGACCUGCCUCCCUACGAGUCUUUUGAGGAACUGCGAGAGAAGCUGCUCAUUGCGAUUGAGAACGCCCAGGGCUUUGACGGCGUGGACUAAGUCUCCUGCUUCUGUGCCUGACUCCGUUUGGGAGAUUGCAAACGUCUGUGUGGCGCGUAUGGAGCAACACUGGGGGGAAGUGAAGGCCUCUGGAGUGGACUGAGAAACAGGGGAGCUGGUGGGGGGGCAUCUGGAGUGGACUGAGAAACAGGGGAGCUGGGGGGGCAUGUGUGGACAGAUCCCCACCACAGUGAGACUCCUGAUGCAGGGCCCUGAGCACUGCUCUACCCUUCCUGCUGUUCAGACAUUUGGAGAGCGCAGAGAGGGGACUGUACCACUAUCUUAACUCUAUAUAUCACCACUCACCUUGGAGGUUUACAGGAAUCAGUUUUGAAUGCCAUGUACAUAUAUAUCUGUAUACAAAUGUAUGCUAUUCUGAAACAUCUGUAGAUGCUUUUUAACUAUGCCUUGCAGCAAACGGAUACAGAUGUAAUCAUUAUCUCUGUAUGUUUCAAUGUAAACAUAAUCUCUGGAAAGCUGCACUUUGUGAAGUGGGUGCACUAGCUUAGAUAAACAACUGCCUUUCUUAGAAGAUCAGGUUUUCUGGUAAUACAAUAAUAUUAUCCCUUCAGUAAGGUUUGAUAUAAGCAUAUUGUCAACAUGUACAAUCACAGUUAAUAUCAAAAGAUCUGAUAGUAUCAAAGUUAUUUUCCCUGAUAAUAGUAUCAAAGCUCUCUUUUCUAGUACUUUAUUCUGUGUGGGUUUGAAAGCUAGGACCAGACCUAAACUUGAAAACUACUUUCUGUUUGAAGCUGUCAGUGGAUAUUCCUCUUUAAAGUAAACAAUCAGUUGCUGGUUGUGUCGGUUUCGUGAUCUCAGCUGAUGGGCUGCUUCUCGCUGCCGUAAUGCUGGCGGCUGUGUUCUCUCUCUGCACAAAGUCUUGUGGUUUGUGCCAUCAUGGCUUUCUACUCCACAGCAUCCUUUUUGAAAUAGGUUGGUAUGACCUGUUACAAAAAACACACGUUUACACUCUGCUGUCUGUUUACAGAUGACUCAAAAUGUGCUUGACUUAUUUCACUUUUAGUCUACUUUUGUACUCUUUUAGUUUGUUUUCUUUUGGUUUUGCCGUUUUGGAAUUUCAGGCACUUUUUUAAAAGAAAGGACAAAAGGACAAACUUUUUAAGUCUUACUUGAUCUCUGCCAAUCAGCUCUUUUAAAUUGCUGUUAAGUAUCUUGGCUUGACCUGUACAUUUGACACGAGUUAAUGUUUACAUGUAAACAUUGCUGAUUUUAAGCACAUUCUUUCCCUCACCUGUAAUUUACCUUGACUGUUAAAUUACAAUGCCUUUAAUUGUAAGAUAAGCUUUUAUCGAAGAUGAAUUGUAAUAAAGAAAGUAUUGUUAAAUAUCAUUAAAAUAUUGUAUAACUAAGAGUUAUGUCAAGAUAGAUUGCAUAAUUUAUACAGAUCUGUCCAUUUGGACUUGUCAAAAAGUGCAUUUUGUAUCAGUGUGUGGAUAGGAUGGAAGGAAGUACCUUAUUUAGGUUGAAGAAAUUGUUGAUUUGUUUUUCCCUGGCAUGCCAAAGUCAUUGCCAUAUUUUUGAAAAAAGAAUAAAAGAAAGUUUCUCUUCA
This is a messenger RNA of Alosa alosa (allis shad), 5714 nucleotides long. RefSeq names its product NEDD4 E3 ubiquitin protein ligase a (gene nedd4a). The transcript has 24 exons. Gene Ontology annotation, molecular function: sodium channel inhibitor activity; ubiquitin protein ligase activity; protein binding. The coding region runs from base 158 to 4144 and encodes 1328 amino acids. The record is from RefSeq and is a predicted model, not a curated record. Gene Ontology annotation, biological process: receptor catabolic process; receptor internalization; neuromuscular junction development. NCBI's taxonomy places the organism in Eukaryota, Metazoa, Chordata, Actinopteri, Clupeiformes, Clupeidae.